Linum tenue is the source of this 1692-nucleotide messenger RNA. NCBI's taxonomy places the organism in Eukaryota, Viridiplantae, Streptophyta, Magnoliopsida, Malpighiales, Linaceae. The record is from the annotation of a GenBank genome assembly.
GAUGGACCGGUGAAGAAACAGAGGGUCCGUGGAGGAAACAGAGCUGUGCUUCCCAUCUUUGCUAUGGAAGCGCUGGAUAACAUGGCAUUCGUCGCGAAUGCCCUCAGCCUGUUCACCUACUUCUUCAGCUUCAUGAACUUCGGGCUCACGAAAUCGGCCAACACUCUAACCAACUUCAUGGGCACCGCCUUCCUGCUCGCUCUCUUUGGAGGAUUCCUCGCCGAUACCUAUCUGUCCAAAUUCAUGGCCUGCACGCUGUUCGCCACCUUCGAAUUCGUGGGGUAUGCAAUGCUGACAAUCCAAGCACAUUUCGACCAACUCCGGCCCGCGCCCUGCAACGGCGGCCAGGUGAUCGACCCGACCAAGUGCGAGUCCGCCACGAGCGGGCAGUCCGCCCUGCUCUACAUCGGGCUGUACCUCAUCGCUUUGGGCGCCGGCGGAGUGAGGGCGGCGCUGCCGGCGUUAGGAGCCGACCAAUUCGACCCCAAGAACCCCGAGGAAGCUCCGAAGCUCUCCAAUUUCUUCAACUGGUUCUUUUUCAGCCUGGUUACUGGGGCCGUAGUUGGGGUGACUUUCAUAGUGUGGGUCGCGGAGAACAAAGGUUGGGGUUUGGCGUUUGGGCUCUCCGCUUUAGCCAUCUUGCUUGCCAUCUUCUGCUUUGUUCUGGGCAAGCCUCUGUAUCGCAUCAGCGCCCCUGCUGGAAGCCCUUUCGUCAGGAUCGCGCAGGUGCUUGUAGCAGCAAUGAGAAACAGGCACAUCGAAACCCCAAAGCCAGAGGACACACUGUACGAAAAGGAAGGAAUCAACGGCGAAAUCUUGAAAAGAACGAAUCAAUUCACGUUUUUGGACAAGGCAGCAGUGGUUUCAAGCACCAGCAAGGAAGGAACAUACCCUUCAUCAGAUGAUCCAUGGACACUCUGCACGACGACACAAGUCGAAGAAACAAAGAUCCUGAUCCGAAUGCUCCCAAUCAUCGUCAGCACGAUCCUGAUGAACACAUGCUUAGCACAACUCCAGACCUUCACAACGCAACAGGGCAACACCAUGGACCGAAACCUCGGCGGGUUCAAAGUACCAGCCUCUUCCGUCCCAGUAAUCCCACUCCUCGCCAUGUGCUUGAUGGUCCCUCUCUACGACCGAUUUUUCGUCCCCUUCGCCCGUGGCCUCACAGGCCACCCCAGUGGGUUCCCCAACCUCCAGCGGAUAGGGGCGGGGCUCCUGCUCUCGGCCGUGUCCAUGGCGGUGGCCGGGGUGGUAGAAACUAAGAGGAGGAAUGUGGCUGUUGAGAACAACAUGGUCGACUCGCUGCUGCCGCUGCCGCUCAGCGUCUUCUGGCUAGGGUUUCAGUACUGCAUUUUUUCGGCCGCGGAGUUCAUGACGUCUGUUGGGUUGUUGGAGUUCUUCUACUCGGAGAGCUCGGCUGGGAUGAAGGCCCUGGCGACGGGGAUCUCGAUGUGCUCGACCUCUUUCGGGUAUUACUUGAGCUCGGUGGUGGUGGAUGUUGUGAACAAGGUUAGUGGUGGGUGGCUGGGGAGUAAUAACUUGAACAGGGCGAAGUUGGACUACUUUUACUGGUUGUUGGCUGGAUUGAGUGUUGCCAAUUUGGGGGUUUAUAUUGUGUGUGCUUCUUGGUACAAGUAUAAGGAGACCGAGGUUGAGGACGAGGAGGAAGUGGAAAUGGUGGUUGCUUGA